This is a messenger RNA of Plasmodium gallinaceum, 420 nucleotides long. RefSeq names its product conserved Plasmodium protein, unknown function. The record is from RefSeq and is a predicted model, not a curated record. The coding region runs from base 1 to 420 and encodes 139 amino acids. The transcript has a single exon. NCBI's taxonomy places the organism in Eukaryota, Apicomplexa, Aconoidasida, Haemosporida, Plasmodiidae.
AUGUUAUUUAUGAAAAAUUAUUACUAUUUUAUGCAUAAUAAAAAAAUAAAUAGAAAGCAUUAUAAAAAAUUUGGUUUUUAUAAAAACAUAAAAAAUAGAAAACCAGGUGACAAAAAAAAAAAAACUAGGAUAUUAUCAAGAUCAAUAUGUCAUAACAUAAUUGAAGAUCUUUUAAAUGGAUUAAAAUUAAAAAAUGUAAAUAAUGUUAAAGAAACAUAUGAUAUAAAUAUAGACGAAUAUUUGUUUGACACAUUUGAAAAAUUCUGUACAUCAAUUUUUGAUGAUAUACCAAUGUGGGUUUUAUGCAGUAUGUUUCAUGUCUUAUAUGGUUGCAAUUCAACCAGAUUGAACCUUAGUGGUUUUUAUUAUGAUUUGCUUUUAAGUAAUAAAAAAUAUGCUUUUGAUAUCUUUUUUAAAUGA